AACAGGGUGCGCAUGGGUGUGCACGCGUGUGGCUGAUAUGGAGACGGAUGCACGAGGAUUCACAGACACGCAGCUCUGGAGGCUGCUGAAUUGCUUUGCGCACUGCGCUGAGCAUCUACCCCUUGCUGUUGGAUUGUUCCCUCCCCCCCCUCUCAACAGCUGCCUAGAGUUGGACGUUUCUCCCUGUCUCCUCUUCUUCUUUUUCCUGAAGUGGAUCACCAGGCAAGUGGCAAAGCAGACGCCUUCUGAUAGCCUGGAACCUUGAGGGGACUUACCAGCUCUAGCCGGCUUAUCCUAGGAGCGUCUUUGACACACUGAGCUGCAGAUGGCCUCGAAAUCUCACUGAUGGGCGAAAGGGAAAUCGAGUCACAGUAAAGCAGCCUCCCGCCCUGGUACCUGCCCCCUGCACACCCGCUCUACAAGCCAUGGAGGCCACUGACGUUCCGGUGGGGAACCUCAUUGACUUUGAUUCCGAGCCCCCUGCCUCCAUCCCCGCUGAGUCCCCUCCCUUGCCCCCUCAACCCUCCAGUGGCAAUGGGUUACUGGAGGACCUGGGGGACCCGGCGGCUGUAGGAGAGGAGAGUGACACCACGGAGUCGGCCGACAGUGAGAACGACAUGGGGGAUUCGCCCAGCCAUCACAGCUGGAACAACUACCGCCGCUCCUCGUCCAUUGAGUCCUUCUCGUCCAACCAGAGCACGGAGUCAGCCAAGGACGAGGUGAUGGUGGAGCGCCGGGAGUUCAUGAGGCAGUACGUGGAGAAGAUCUUCAGUGGAGGGGAGGACCUGGACCAAGAAGAGAAGGCCAAGUUUGGGGAGCUGUGCAGCGGAGAGAACGGAAAAGGCAGGGAGUGGUUUGCAAGAUAUGUCAGUGCUCAGCGCUGUAACUCCAAGUGCGUCUCGGAGCAGACUUUCUAUCGGCUGGUGCAGUCCUUCGCGGUGGUGCUGUUCGAGUGUCACCAGAUGGAUGACUUUGGUCCUGCCAAAAAUCUAAUGACCAUGUGUUUCACUUACUAUCACAUCGGUAAAGCCCAGGUGCUGCCCACAGAGGCGAAGGAGAAGCCCAUGGGGAGUAUCGACUCGUACCUGAAGUCCGCAAACAGCUGGCUGGCUGAGAAAAAAGACAUUGCAGAGCGACUCUUGAAGAACACGUCAGCGAAGACUGAGAAUGUGAGGGGCUUCUUCGGGGGGCUGGAAACCAAGCUCAAGGGACCCAUGGGCAAAAAAAGCGAGGAGGGGGAAGACAAACCGAAGGAGAAGCUGCGGAAGACAGUUUCCUUGUACAGCCCCGAGGAGGAGGAAGAGGAGAAGAAGGGAGAGAAGAUCUAUUUAUAUAUGCAUCUGAAGCAGCAGCCUAUCUGGCACACCCUGAGAUUUUGGAAUGCAGCCUUUUUCGAUGCUGUCCAUUGUGAGAGGAGGAAGAGAUCUCCCACCACCAGAGGGAACACUGGAGAGGAAGAGGAAAAGAGGGAGAAGUGGUGUCACAUGACCCAGGAGGAGCGUGACGACAGCCUGCGGUUUAACGAGAACAUCACUUUUGGGCAGCUUGGCACCUUCACUCACAACAUGUUGGCGUUUGGCCUGAGCAAGAAGCUCUGCAACGACUUCCUGAAGAAGCAGGCUGUGAUCGGCAACCUGGAUGAAGAGCAAAACAAGCUGCUUAGUGAUCACAUUGAGCAAAUGGCUGCCGAAUAGCCAUCUGGCCUGUGUCCGGCGUUUGGAGCGAGGCGGAGAGGCGCGGCAGUGGGUGUGGGUGCGGAGUGGGAGGACUCCUCCGAGACCACCCGCAACUGAAGAUGGGCUACGUAAAACCACCGCAAUAAACCUGCAUGAUUGUCAGCAAACCUUAGCGCUGCGCCGUGCAGCCCGUAGAAAUAGGAGCUCAACAAAAGCAGCCCUUUUCAGAUGCUCCGUCAUCCCAGAGCCCCGUCACAUUGUCCGAGUCGAAUAUUCCAAGAGGUGUUUUUGUCUGUAAAAUGGAGUAACUGCUCAAGAUCCCUGUGUGUUUAUGUGGGCUCGGGGGAAGGGCAGGAUUGCUGUAUCCCAGGCUCCAAGGAGGUGCCUUGCACUGGCCAUGCUGCUGAAAACUGUUUCCUGAUGUGACUGCUGCAGUAGCCAACAGCGGAUGAGAUCAAAAGAUACUGUAGGCAGGGUGGGGGGUUGGGUGUAAAGGGAGGGAAUAAAAUGGUAGCACUAUGGGCUUGUUACUUUAGAAGGUUGGUACCCAGUGGCUAAUCCAGGUGAAAACAGGACUUUAAGGCCCCCACCUCCGAGAUCAAGAGCUGUGUCCUCCUUGUGGUGCGUCGUGCAUUGAAAGUUUAUCCACGACAACUGCACCAUGCCUUUUGCUCUGGCAGAUUAGCAGCUGCUGCAAUAGGAACCAGCCUUGAGAUCAGAGCAAUCUGUCCCAUCUUCUGGUUUGACCUGCCGUUCUGCAGUGAGAUGGGCUGAUGCCCUUGCAGUUUGUACAGCCCUUCCAAAAGGAAACGUUGAUUGCUUCCGUUAUUGGGGCUAGAGAGGGAGAGAAUUCUUUAGUGACAAAAUCUGGGCAGAUGGGACCACUCUGGUAAAGGGUAGGAGACUGAUCUCGGAGCCACUGCAGCAUCUUUGAUGUCGGUAGUCUGAUUUUGUGUCAAAGUGCAUUUCAUUAUCUAUCUGAAAACGUCCCUCUUGGUCUGGGUGAUAAGCAGGCAUACAGAAACUCAUGCAGAUGUCUCUGCAGUCAGAGAAACGCAGCAUCUGGCUAGCCAGCCCCCUCCUUUAAUACGAAGAUUCUUCCAAGGUGACCCUUUGAGAGCUUUACUGUAUUUGCUUCAAAGGAACGCGGGUGACGUUUGUACAUCUCAGGGUGAGGGCAAAUAAAGGAACUUCCUUAGUACGCUGGAUAGACUGGUGGCAGCCUUGUUCGGGGGAAGCUGUAGUGGUCCGUCAGCUGGAGAGAGGAGGAGAGGGGUUGCUUUGCUUGGUUUCUGUUGGUAGAGAUGGUAAAGCUGUAGCAGGACGACCUUCUCCCUUCUGCCUUUCCUCUUGCAGAUUUUAAAUUCUGAAAAUCCUCCAGGUGGCGCCUUCCCACUGGGAGCUGCUCAGCAAUGGCAGCUACCCUCUUCCCCAGAGCUUCACCCCAUAUCAGUUUGCUUGGUGGAGCUGGGGAGUGUAGUUCAAGGCUGGGACAUGGAAAUAUAUGGGAUGUGAGAGUCUGGCCCCCAGGUGGGGGAGGAACUCUGGGGCAGGAGGCAACCCAAAAAUGAUUGGAGCAUGGCGUGUCCUUGUGACUUUCCCUAAUACAAAAGAAACCCGGGUUAAUUUUCCUACUAACCACCGCUUCCAGCCACCGGUCUUCCAGACGUACCAGACCAGACUGCUGCAUGUCUGUCUGUCUACUUUUAAAUAACACAUCCCGUUCAGAUACAACCUGCACGCCUCCGGGGUGCGAGUGAGUCACUCGGCCUCUGGGCUUUCUCAGUGCCAUGAUACAGAUUGUGUUGUUCUUGUUCCAAGUGGAAACGAAAUAUUAAUCUUAUUAUUUUCCCACAAAUCUAAUCAUCCUCGGUUCUCCUUCCUGACCCCUCCCGUACCAAUCAGCUUCAUGAGCCAUCCUGAAAUGGCCUUGUGUAAAUACUCAUUUUAUUCCUGGCCUUGAGUGACUCCAGCCUCCCUGGAUAUAUUGUAAUCAGUAGAGCAGAGUACAGACUUUCAUUUCUUUCUGGGUCCCUUGUUACCAGUGUGGCAUGCAGUGUGUGUCAGUGAAUCUUGGGUGUCAAGUGUUGAGAGAGGGAUGGAGUGACUAGAAUUAUCUAGGUAUAAUACCAGUGACUUUAAAAGAGGCCACAGACUUUACUAUAUAAACCUUUUUUUUUUUUUUUGGUAGGGGCA
Caretta caretta (loggerhead turtle) is the source of this 3872-nucleotide messenger RNA. Its product is annotated as KIAA0513 ortholog. The record is from RefSeq and is a predicted model, not a curated record. NCBI's taxonomy places the organism in Eukaryota, Metazoa, Chordata, Testudines, Cheloniidae.